Molecule: messenger RNA, 1127 nt
Organism: Gordionus sp. m RMFG-2023
Lineage: Eukaryota; Metazoa; Nematomorpha; Gordioida; Chordodea; Parachordodidae
Product: putative divalent cation/proton antiporter TMEM165
Exons: 7
Coding region: 150-1007 (285 amino acids)
Biological process (GO): Golgi calcium ion transport; calcium ion transmembrane transport; Golgi calcium ion homeostasis
Cellular component (GO): Golgi apparatus
Molecular function (GO): manganese ion transmembrane transporter activity; calcium ion transmembrane transporter activity
Source: RefSeq, a predicted model, not a curated record
UGGAUCAAUUGUCAUUGGGCUGGAUAGUGCUUUAAAAAAGACAAAAUUAUGAUUUAUAUUUUUAAAAAUUUUGACUGGGUCAAGCUCUUACACGCUCUAGUAGCAUCUCUGAAAAUUAAUAUUUCUAGAGAGCGGUAACACCCCAAGAAAUGGAUAAAAAUCGUAUAUUUAAAGAUAAUAACACUUUCACUCAAUAUUACUCAACCAAAUCAAAUACUACAUUAAAUAUCCAUCCAAUUGACAGCUUUUAUCAUGCAUUUUUUAGUUCUUUGUCUAUUACAAUUGUAUCAGAAUUGGGUGACAAGACCUUUUUUAUUGCGGCUAUUAUGGCUAUGAGGCACUCUAGAUUAAUUGUGUUUUCAGGAGCUAUAUCAGCAUUGAUAGUUAUGACAAUUUUAUCUGCUUGUAUGGGAAUGCUAGCUACCAAUAUCCCAAGAUAUAUAGUUGUAUAUUCAUCUACUUUCUUAUUUUUUCUUUUUGGUGGAAAAAUGUUUUAUGAAGGGUAUUAUAUGUCUCCCAACGAAGGCCAAGAAGAGUACAAAGAAAUUCAAGAGGACAUUUUGCGCAAAGAGCAACAAUUUUCCUCGUUCAACGAACUCGAGUCAAUGGAGGAAGGGAAUAUAAUUCACAACACCAGAUCCUUCUACAAGCGUCUUAUCUCGAGCACGUGCUCUAAAUAUUUUAAAAAUGAUAAUUUAAUGCGACUUUUAUGUACGGUCGGGAUUCAGGCGUUUACCCUAACUUUUUUGGCGGAAUGGGGCGAUCGUUCCCAAAUCGCUACUAUAGUAUUAUCGGCCAAAGAGGAUAUAAAAGGUGUCAGUAUCGGAGCCAUAAUUGGUCAUUCAUUAUGUACCCUAUUGGCUGUUAUGUCGGGGAGAUUUAUAUCGACUAAAUUAUCCGUCAGAUUAGUGACCAUAAUUGGGGCUUGCGUUUUUAUUUUAUUCGGAAUUUCUACGCUUCUUUUUGACGCUCGACUCGAUUUGCGGAAUAAUUCGGAUUCGAAAUAAUAAUAAUGAAAAAUAUAUGAAUCAAAUAUACUUACUGCUCACAAAUUGUUAAUAUUCUAUUUUGUUAUAUAUUUAAAUUAAAUUAUCAAUUGUGAUUAUAAUCCAUAAAUUUGUUUUAAA